AUGGUUUGCAUGUUUCCUAUCUGUAAACUGCAGCUGGAUGAGUGUGUAGUGCGACGGGGUGACGUGUAGUGUAUCUAUGGUUUACAGUGGAUAUCGUUUUCCCCUGCUAGUCACUUGCUCUCAGUUUCUGAAAAGGAGCUUGCGGUGGCGCAACGGGUUGUUGCAGCCGUGCUCGAGAUCAGGGACCAUGGCAAACAUUAAAAUGCCGUGAAAUACACUUGGUUCACUUCCCCACAGUAUGCACUGGGCAUGCAUCCGUGGCAUGCAUCGCGCCGCCCAGAGACGCGCAGUCACCGUUGGUUUCGGUUUGACAUUAAAGCGGAUGUGACGUUCCCUAUACCAGCAUCACUGAUCAUUAUUCACUUUUGUUCUAUCACGAGAUGAGUAAUACGUUUUUGACACUCUGACAGGUUUCUAAGACGAAAUAUAUUCACGCCCCAUCCCCACAUUUCGAAAGAUGGCAUCGAAAAUGCUUGCUUUCAGAACCUCUUCGCGCAGUAUGAGUUGGCCUGCGAAAUUACAGCGACUUUUGGAUAGCUUCGAUUUUACACGGUUUAGCUCCAGUCACCAGCACUGCAAGCCUUUCAUCAUCGGUGACCAGCAAGUUGGCCUGAUACGGCCGAACGACUGGGUUCACCUUUCACCUUAUACAGAGGCAUUUUGCCAUGACGGCAAAACGAACAGCGUGUAUUUAAAUCCAUCGUGGACAACGUACGAUGAGCGUACUGCAAAGCUUAACGCUGUGCUUGAAGACCUUAAGAAAAAGAACGUAUUUAAGACACUGCGAGGCUGGAGGAACGAGUGUUAUGAAGUAAGUGCCAGAUUUGGCGACAAGUCUCUAAUGCGGAUUGAAAGGGCUGCUUCUUGCCUGUUUGGAAUAAAGCGAUAUGGAGUACACGUAAACGGAUACGUCGUGAGGCCGGAUGGCUCCGUCGGACUAUGGUUCCAGCGCCGGUCAUCCACGAAAGAGACGUUUCCGAGCAAAUUAGACAACAUGGUUAGUGGUGGCGUAACGGCUGGACUUGCCAUUAAAGAAUGCGUUCUAAAAGAAGCUCAGGAGGAAGCAUCCAUUCCUCCUCACCUACUGAGCUCAAUCAAGCCAGCAGGAAUGGUGUCGUUUAUGUACGAGGACGAACGAGGAAUUUUUCCGGAGACCCUUUUUGUCUUUGAUCUCCCAUUACCUGACGAUUUCCAGCCCAAGUGUUCCGACAAUGAAGUGGAGUGCUUUUAUCUCCUGACUAUUUCAGAGGUUAAAGACAAGAUUGUCUCGGAAGAAUUCAAGGUGACGAGCAAGCCGGUGGUCCUGGACUUCCUGGUGCGGCAUCAUGUGCUAUCUCCAGAUGAGGAGCCCAACUACUGCUCGCUGAUGGACACCAUCCAUUCACCACUUCACAACCUCUAUAGCUCCGAUGUACCGUGUCCAUCCACAAACGGGCACCACUGCACCGGUACCACCUCUGCGGUCAACGUGUUUAAAAAGCACUACAUAGAUAGAAAGUCUGUGCUAAGAUAUAUUUCUAUAGGACUGAUGGUUUUGAGCGGAUAUAUUAUGGGUCGGGUUUCUGGUCUCCGGAGUUUAUUUUUUGGCAUGUUCGGAGUGUCCGUUUAGGAGUUCAUUGUUUUCCCGAUGAUUCGGAGUAGCUUUAUUGUUUUUUUUCACCGACUGAGUUAAUUUCGGAAAUUAAGAGAAAAAGCAAUGAUUGUGAAAUCAUAUGCUGACAAAAAGCAGGAAAAAAAGCCUCGCAACAACGGUUACUGUCAUGGAGCAGAGCUUAGAGAUGAGAAUAUGCGUAUCAUGGUCACCUGUCGACGUGAACACUUCGAAACUUGCAUAUUCCUUCACCUAUUGUCAGGAGGCAGCUUCUACUUGCUUCCCAUCUCAUUGUCUGCGCAACAACAAAUAGGUGCCCUUUCAACGAGACAAUUUGUUGGCUAUCCAUUAUCCUUUGUCCACUGUGAGCAAUGGCGUCAUCACCUCUGCAGACCUAUCAUUAUCAUCAUCGCUAUUGUGGCAGCGAUCCUUAAAUGCGAGGGAGUGCCACUGCAAGUUCAUUGGCCAUCGUCGAAAAAUAAACGCCCUCCAUGAAUUCCUAAUUUGGCCCAUUACUAACAGGCGAAAAAAUGGGAAAAGUCUAGCGCUCGCGAGUGAAUAAGUAUUUAAAGAGAUUGAAGCAUUUAAAUAAUUUAUUUCACUAAAGAACAAGCUUUCGGACAUGAGAGAACUGAAGUUCUGAGGCUGGAACAACAUAGAAGGGACAAUCACAUGCAAGGCCUCAAGAGUCCGUCCUUCCUCAGGUGCCAUACAUUCAACACUUGGUAGAGGUAUUUAUACCAUCUAUAUUUAUAGUAUGUUAUAUAUGUAUAUUUAUAGAUAUAGAGAUAUUUCGGCCUCAUUCCUCUUAUGCACAGGAGUAUAAAUAUCUCUACCAAGUGUUCACUGUAUAAGGAGUUUCACCUGAAGAAGGAGUUUCAAUCUCUUUAAAUACUUAUCUUGGCCCAUUACCAAUAAUAAUAAUAAUAAUUUGUGGCUUUGCGUUGCGAGACAAGUACAAUCAUGAGCAACGUCACAGUGGUCAGUCUGUGGGAUUAAUUUUGCCCACUUGAGGGCUGAAAUUUCAAGGCAUGGCACACCAUACUUAACGUCCUCACGGAAGACUGCGUGUCAAGGCAAUUCGAACCAUACGGCAAAGUUGCUGGCGUGCUCUGCUGCGUUCGAACCCACAACCUUGGAAUCAGUAGGUGAUCACGCUACUAACUGAACCACCAAGGCAGUCUCCAUUACCAACCAAGAGCCCCAAUAAACCUCUGUAUCGCCUUUUCUUAAACUCGCCUGCUGAUUCGAUCCCUCAUCUUUCUGUCUUUUCAAACGGGGUGCCAGCAAUGCCCCCACCGCACUGCAUGACUCACAGAAAAAGGCAAAGCAAAAACCUAGAUGCUGCCCUGGACAAGACUCUUGACCGAACAUUUGCCUAAGUGGUGCUGGGAAGCGGCCGAAAUGCCUUCACGUCAAGUGAGCUUACAGAAUAGGGCAUAAGCGAAACACUGCUGCACAGUGGAUUUCUGGUGAAGAAAGCCACGCUUCCUUGUAUCUGGGCCAGUAUGUAAUCUAUGAUGUGAGAUUAGUCUGCUGGUCAUCAGGGUGUGGCUCUUCUUCAUGAGCUCUUGGUAACUGGGGACCCCGAAAGCAUAGCUUCUACGAUAAAUCUGAAUUGCUUUACAUUUUACCAACAUAUGUUUCGAGAUCCACCCCCCCCCCCCCCCUCCCAAAAAAAUAAAUCUCGAAACCCGGAACCCCAUUUAUAGGAACGUGCAGGGACUUUUUUUGGGCCGGAAAAAACUUGAACUGUACAGAUAACACUAUUACAUCUAUAUAGAAUGUACAUCUUCGUAGUUAGGUCUAAAUAAGCAAUUCUUUUGUAAUAAUGUUCUUAACAAGGUUUGACAUAUUUUCUAAAUUCUAGGAAUGCUACAUAAAUGUUGAUGUGUGUGUUCUAUUUUGAAGUGGUUCUGAGCUUCGCAGCUGACUGUGCCGAAGCUCUACAUUAACCCUGUUUGAACUUUGUGUACCUCUAAAGUCCUCCAUUUGUUGCUGAGAUCCGAUAAAAUGUUGCCCCUGAAUUGCUUUCAUGCUCAGUUGACACAUUUAAAGCCUACCUAGAGAUGAGGCUCUAGUCAUGUAUGUCUUUGUGUCUCAUGCUCAAUACAACUGACUCUUCGACAUUGCUGACUUUUAUAGCGGGUGGUCAUUUCGUAGCAAAACGGCCGAGCGCUCGGAAAUUGCUAGGUCGGCGACCGAGCUGGAUCACGUGACCGUUGCCACCCGAACAUGAUUGCUAGGAAUCAAGCAGUUUUAGGUAGAGUAGAGUAGAGUAGAGUACCGUGCACCUAAUCCCUUUUGAUACAGGGCAGAUCCCCAAAAUAGGUUCACAGGUGCGAAAAAAAUAGACAAAAAUAAAACUAAUUAGAUAAAAACGUGCACACACACAAAAAAAUACACAUUGUCACUUAUGUCUGUCCAGAUGUUGUCGAUUUUUGUUUUUUUAGUUGCUCCCACUUCACAAGGCGGCGCUGCGCAUGGUUGAGCCGUUCUGUCGAUGUGGUUUCGGUUUCCCAGAAUAGGCAGGCGACGAGGUCUUGUUGGUUUUCUGUUGUUUCGUGGCUCUCUGGUUGAAGCGUGUCACAUUCUGUCAAUAUAUGAUAUAGACUCUCCAUCCCCUUGCCACAUAGCUGACAAGUGGGAUCCACUUCUUCAAAAAGUUCACUCCUCCUGACAUUUGUUAGCAGACACCCCGUACGUGCUUGGAAAAGCAGCGCGCUGGCUCUGUCUCCUGUAUAUUGGGUGCAAACUUCGGGUUUCAACUUGUGGUUACCGUACCAUUUGAGGCUUUGCUUUUUCUUUACAUUGUUUUUCCAUUCUUCAGUCUCCGUCGUUUUGAUUUCUUCGGCCGUGAUUUUUGACCACUCUCUCUCGUUGCGGGCUUUAUGGCGCCUCGUGCCUCUGCUAUAUUUCCUAUCAUACUGGUUUAUUUUCUUUAUCCAGGCUGUUUUGAUACCGAGGUAUCGGGUAUGCUGAAAAAUUCUUUUUGCUAUAGAUGUUUCCGGUAGGUGUAUUAAUCGUCCUAGGUAAUGUGUUUUGGACUUUGCGUCUCGUGUUGCGAAAGUCGCCCACCCCAUUUCUCCUUGGAUAGCUACGUUGGCUGUUGCAAAGUUACCCCCUAGUAACCAUUUUCCGAGAUCUCGUUGAUGUUGAUCCAGGGUCCUGAUUGUAGCUGGCGAGAAGACAACCGCAUCAUUCGCGAAAGUAAGGGCAGGGACCGCUGUAGAUUUCCAAAGUAGUCUUCCUACGCUAUAUCGGUUAUAGGAAUGUCUUGCAGAGUUCCAGAUAUGCCCUUUCAAUUGGUUAGACUUUUUGACUACGUUCUGUUCGUGCUUACUCAGGUAGUGUUCGUCACUAGUGAAAGUGAUUCCCAGGUACUUGUAUUCUUGGGUGCGGGUUAUAGGGCGAUCUUGGAGUGUGAAAUGCAAAUUGCUUGGGUCCUCGCUAUUGAAAGCCAUCCAUUGUGUUUUUAAUACGUUGAACUUUAGCCCAUCACUCUCGGCUUCUUCAGUGCAUAUGUUCAGCAUAUGUUGCAGGCUUUCUUCCGAUGGCGCAACUAGAACGAUAUCGUCUGCGAAGGCCAGCGCUGCGACUGCUGUAUCUAUUGGUUGUCCAGUUGUUGUCAAAGUUCUCACGGUGAUCCCCUUUGACUCGCUUUGCAAGCGCAGCAGUAGGUUGUUUAUAUAUAUGUUGAACAAGGUUGGGGAAAGGGGGCAACCCUGCCUUAGCCCCACCUUGACUGGUACUGAAUUUGAUUUGUGUUUGCCCAGCUGGUAUAUUGUUUCUGUAUCUUCAUAUAGUUUCUCGAGCAGUAAUAUUUCGUCUUUCGAAAGGCCUGUUUCAGUCAGUUUCGCCGACAUAAUCAUGUGGUCCACGGCGUCAUACGCUUUCUCGAGGUCGAGGAAUGCAAGGAGUGUUGU
This is a messenger RNA of Ornithodoros turicata, 5517 nucleotides long. RefSeq lists its product as uncharacterized. Bases 458 to 1609 code for a protein of 383 amino acids. The transcript is spliced from 8 exons. Lineage: Eukaryota; Metazoa; Arthropoda; Arachnida; Ixodida; Argasidae. Gene Ontology annotation, molecular function: 8-oxo-dGDP phosphatase activity. The record is from RefSeq and is a predicted model, not a curated record.